Miscanthus lutarioriparius is the source of this 1785-nucleotide messenger RNA. NCBI's taxonomy places the organism in Eukaryota, Viridiplantae, Streptophyta, Magnoliopsida, Poales, Poaceae. The record is from the annotation of a GenBank genome assembly.
AUGGCGGCGCAACCGGAUGGCCGCCGAGGUGGGGAGGAGGAAGAGAUGGAAGGCGGGGGCCGGCAUCAUCGGCAGCAGCAUCAGCAGCGGAGGAACGGCGGCGACGACGAGGCGUGGCGGCGGUGGGCGGUGCUGGUGUCGACGGUGUGGAUCCAGGCGCUGACAGGGACCAACUUCGACUUCUCGGCCUACUCGUCGGCGCUCAAGUCGUCGCUGGGGGUCUCCCAGGAGGCGCUCAACUACCUGGCGACGGCGUCGGACAUGGGCAAGGCACUGGGCUGGUCGUCGGGGCUGGCGCUGCUCCACAUGCCGCUCCACGCCGUGCUCAUGGUUUCCGCCGCCAUGGGGCUCGCCGCCUACGCCGUCCAGUACUACUGCCUCGUCGCGUCCGUCGCCGUCCCCUACCCUCUGGUGUUCUUGGUCUGCUUGAUAGCAGGGUGCAGCAUCUGCUGGUUCAACACAGUCUGCUUUGUUCUCUGCAUCCGCAGCUUCUCUGCAAACAACCGCUCCCUAGCCCUCUCCCUCUCAAUAAGCUUCAACGGGCUCAGCGCUGCCUUCUACACUCUCUUUGGGAAUGCCCUCUCCCCUUUAUCCCCAGCUAUCUACCUCCUCCUCAAUGCAAUCCUCCCUCUUGGUGUUUCUAUUCUUGCACUCCCAGCGAUCCUCCUCUGCCACACAAAUGACAGCCACCUCCAAAGUGCGCCCAGGCACGACAGGCGUGUCUUCCUCGGUCUCUACAUCCUCGCAUUCAUCACCGGCAUAUAUCUGGUGAUCUUUGGAUCUUUCACUGCAACCGGCUCAACUGCAUGGGUCAUCCUCACAGGUGCCACGGUCCUCCUCGCCCUUCCUCUCAUCAUCCCUGCCUGCUCCAGUUGCUCAUAUAUGGAUACAGAUGGCCCUGACCGUGCAUCGCCACUAAACCAUGAUGAUCCACAUAAGCCACUCCUAAUCAGUAACAAUCAUCAGAUGGAGUCCAAUGCGAUGACACCAAAACCAAUGGAGCACCAGACGCAGGGCAAUUGUUGUGGAACAAUAGUGGGCAAGGGCCGCCUGGUGGCACUCGGUGAAGAACAUAGUGCAAAGAAGCUCAUUCGGUGUGUGGACUUCUGGCUCUACUACACAGCCUACUUCUGUGGAGCCACUGUUGGCCUGGUAUACAGCAACAACUUGGGGCAGAUUGCGCAGUCAUUGAACCAACAGUCACAGCUCACCAUGCUACUUGCUGUCUACUCAUCCUGCUCCUUCUUUGGUCGACUUCUUUCUGCACUACCUGACAUCCUUCACAGGAAGGUGUCACUUGCUCGCACAGGGUGGCUUACUGCUGCAUUGGUCCCCAUGCCAGUGGCGUUUUUCCUUAUGUGGAACCAACAAAAUGCAAGCACCCUGGUAGCAGGAACAGCACUAAUUGGCCUAAGCUCAGGGUUCAUCUUUGCUGCAGCAGUGUCAGUGACCUCCGAGCUCUUUGGACCAAAUAGCGUUGGGGUGAAUCACAACAUACUAAUCACCAAUAUCCCGCUGGGCUCACUCCUCUAUGGCCAGAUUGCUGCCAUGGUAUACGAUGGAAAUGGCCAAAAGAUGACACUAAUGGACAACCGCACUAGCAUUGUUGACACCACGAUUGUGUGCAUGGGGAUGAAGUGCUACUCAACCACCUUCUUCCUGUGGGCUUGCAUCACAUUUCUAGGGUUAUCAUCAAGCAUAGUUCUAUUCAUACGAACAAAACCAGCUUAUGCUACUGCUGCUAGCCGGUCAAGUUGUAAGCACCUUAACCAAGUUUCCAGUUAA